GGGGCCUGCCCGGAGCUUUAAUACAGAUGCGCCUCUCUGCGCGCCCUGCGUUCAGCGGUGGACAGAGCAGACUGCACCAUGACUGCACCCAGCAACACCUACGAUGUGAUAGUGGUCGGCGGAGGGAUAUCAGGUAAGAUCUCAAACUUUCCUCUUCCCUGCGGUUUUUUUUUCUUCCUGUGUGUGCGGAGGGAGCGGGGAUGAUGGCGCAGCGCGGGGCGGUGAUGCGCUUCGUGUGUUCCGAGCGGAGCAGACAACUGUUGCGCGGAAGCUGCUCGUGUUGUUGUAGCUGAUCUGCUGUCAGCUGUGGAUCAAACACACUUUUCUCCUCUGAUCGUGUUUUUUUCCUUCCUCUUCUUCUUCCACGUUUCCCCCCACACUCACGGCUCUUCCGUGAGUCCUCCCCUUCUCUCCCCGCGUGUGCACCGCUGUCUCUCCGAUUAAAUAAGAGCUAAUCAGCCGGAGCAGAGUUUGUCUUACAUAAGAAGAGGGGGGGAUGAUUUCAGCUGGUUGCAGUUUGGACGUGUGUGUGUAAAUCUUCCCCCUCGUCUGUCUGUGUGUGUGUGUGUGUGUGUGUGUGUGUGUGUGUGUGUGUUUACAGAGACUGUGUCAGGUCUGAGUUUGAACUCUCCAUGUUGUCUGUCUGUUUGUGUCUGCAGCAGCAGCUGUGUAGUUCAGGAUGGAAAGGUUACAUGUUUGCAUGAAAAUAACAAGCUGAUUAGGAGAGGAGAGCGUUUCCCCUUCACCACAACAACAUGAGGAGUGCAUGUGAGGAAAGGGGGGGGGGGGGGGGACUUUGUUUCACAUGUGAACACAGACUGUCUUGUUGAGCAACAUUUAUCUGAAGGAUGGAAGGAGGGGUGGGAGGGUGGGGGGUAGUUCCUGGAAAGAGUCCCUAGAGUGGAGUAUGGUGGUUGACACUGCUUCUACUUCUAUUAUGCACACCAUUAUGUCUGCAUGAGUAUGAACUUAAAGCUAGAAAAUAUGGAAAAAUAAGCAUAGGGUAGAGUGGGGUAAGUUGAGCCACCUCCUGUUUCUUGGAAAUGAUAAAAGAAAUUGAUCAUGUGACCAAAUAUUUAGGAGAUGGGCAUCAAUUCAUGGAGUCUGUGAAGGUUAGAAGCACAUGGGUGAAAAGGUUAGACAUUUAUUUCCAACAAAACAACAUUCUUCACUCUUGAAAGUGAAUUUAGUCUGUCAUAAGUUUUAUUAGAAUUGUGUUCACACCAAAAAAGAUCAUUUUAAAUUAACAACUUACCCCAUACACGGGUAAGUUUAUCACAGGAGACCACCUCUUUCUGUCAUGCUAUAUUAUCAAGACAGUUCUGUUUACACUCAUUCUGUUGGUUUGCAGGGAUGAACAACAUUUUGAAAUAUAUGCAGAUACACUAGUUAGAGACAAAACUACGAUUGACUUGAUGUAGUGAUCAGGAAUAUGAAAAAUGGCUCAUCUUACCCCAUACCUAAGUUGCACAAUAAAUUCACUGAUUUUGCAGAAAUGCUCUUCAAAUCUAAGUUUAAUUUGAGGUAAACUUAAACGUUUAAGAUUGUUUGAGCACAUGGAGGACUCUGAUGCAAUGUCAGCGUUUUUGUUUGUUUUUGCAGCUUUAAAGCUGUAAAGUUGGAUAAGUAUUUGAUAACGUGAUAAAGUCACUUUCGAAGAACUCGGUGAGUUUGCAUUUCAAGAAUCCAAAAACUUUAUUGAUAAGCAGUGAAUCCAGAUGAAACAUGUCUAAGAGAUUUGUGUUGAGGAAACAGUUGGACCCUCAAGAGUCUAAACUGAUGACAGAGUGAGUUUCUAAAAGGACCUUUCGUGAGAACAUGAUGGAUUGUAAGGAGGAAGUUGUGGUGAAUCCUGUGACGUUGAAUUUGAUGUGAACUUUAUCAAAGUCCAUCAUCUACCUCUCUGUGACUCCAAACAAACUUUUAUGUUUGGCAAAGUGGACAGACAUCUCAAAUGCUAACGCUGAAAGGCUGUAUUGUGUUAUGAACAAAAUUUAUAAUCAUUUCAAAUUUGAUUCCAGCAAUUAGUUUCUUAAAAGUUGUUGGUUAUAAACAUGACUGGACAUAAAAAGAGAGGCUGAGUCUUUCAGAAGGAAUGAUCAAUAAAGGUUCACCAUUCUGUUCGAGAGACUGUGCGAAUUAAAAGUUUAACAACUCCAGACUAAUAUUCCUGAGUGUAAAAUAUCAAAGAAUGAGUGGAUUUCAUCAUCUGCAGAACAUAAAAUCAUUAAAAGAUUCAGAGAGUCUGGAGUAAUCUCUGUACAAAAAGGACAAGGACCAAACCAAUACUGGAUGGUCCUAAUCUUCAGGCUCUUAGGCAGCACUACAUUCAAAACAGACAGGACUCUGUAGUGGAAAUCCCUGUGCAGACUCAAAGUCACUUCGAGAAACCACUGUCUAACUAGCAUUACAACAAUUUCUCUCAGAGUUUUGUUGUCAGCAUACCAACCUCUUUUAAACUUGUUGCUCAUGUUGAAGUUUCCAUAUUUCACACUUAAAACAAUAUUAGUUUGCAGUUUUAGAAUUUGAUUUGUUGUCUUUACCCAGCUUCCACUCUAUCCUGGUAACCCUGUAGUUGUAGAGUUGACUUGUCAUUAAAAAACCAUACCCUGGAGCCCACAGAAAGGAUUUGGGCCACCAGUUUUUAAUCCUUAUUUUAAUUUCUACGUCUGAAUCUUUUCUCAGAGUUCUAAUGUAAGGGUCAGAGUUCUGGAAAAAUUGUUAAAAAAAAAUCAGACAGUCAAACUCAAAAAGUCAAGAGUUAGAAAUCUAUGAAAAAUCAGAUCAUCCAUUGAAAAAACAUUGAUGUCCAAAAUAAUAGCACAAAAGAGGGUCACCAAGGGUGUAAAAAAGGGUGUAAAAACUCCCUAAGUGACCAUGAUUCUCUGUAAACAUGGUCUAUAUGGCCAGAUGUUCUCUGAAUGGGUCCAUUAGACUCAUAUACACUUUAACAGCAGGUUUGAAAAAUACAUGAUUGUUUUAGGGUGUGGUUUUGUUUACAUUUAAAUGUAACCAAAUCGAAUGUAAACAAACAACAGGAGAUAUUCCAUUAUGACAUCAUCAUGACAUCAUCAUGACAUCAUCAGUAGUGAUAUAGUAUUCGAGGAGAGCGGCUGUCCAGGGUAGGAUCGUUUGAACCUUUCAGCGAGUGACUGCACUUCAAGAAACAGACAAGCGAAUCUAUUAGCAGCAGAACUCUAAGACUAGAAACAGUCAAAGACAAUGUGGCGAUCAAACAGACCAAGGUUGACUCGGACCUUCAACAGGAGGGACAGAGAGAUCGGGGAGCUCCGCAGGAAUACGAAUCUGCUCGCUUUAGAGCUGAGGAGAGAGAGGGAAAUCUGUGAAGAGGAGAGGAACCUAAGACUUCUGCUCAGCCUGAAGUUGGAGGAAACCAAAGACAAGCUGGUCUUACAGAAGAAUCACACGAAAAGGGCUUUUGACAAAUGGAAGGAGACCCAAAAAGAGCUGGACAUGCUAAAAAAGCACAGCUCAGAGGAGGCCCUGUCCAAACACAGGAUUGCUCUGAAGGUGAGGGACAAGAGCAAGAGGAUGAAGAGGAAAGAUCUUCAUGAUCAUUACGAGGAGCUAAAGGCGGCACACAAUGAGGAAAUUAAGAAGAUCACUGCACAAGUUGAGGGUAUGACUAAAGACUACAUGGCACUUUCUGAAGAACUGGGCGAGAUAACCAUCUCAUACCGCGAGCUGAGCUCCAAGUAUAAAAGUCACCUCACUUCUGCGAGACAGCAGGUAGAGACUCUUCAGCGUGAGCAACAAAAUCAGGCUCACCUUGAACAGACCAUCCAGAGUCUGAGAGCCGAAUUGGACGCUGUGCGUCUGAAAAUGACAGAGGAGACUGCUUUUCUGCAGCAGACAGCUUCUGAAACUGAGAAGAGAUACAGGACUGAGCUGGAGGAGCUAAAACAACAGCUCCAAAUCCAGAAAGCCAGUAUGAUGGACUCUGAUGAACUGGUGGAAACUACAGGACCUGCAGAAAUAACCACAUCAAAUACCACCAAACCACCACCUUCAGUCUGGAAACAAACCAGAUACUUCCUGAGGUCAAGAAAGCUGGAGAAGUGGAAAAAAAAACAAUUUCAUUCAAGUUAAAAAGAACUUGAAGUAAAAAAAAAAAAGCUCUCCAAAAUACCUUUACCCUAACCCAUGGGUGGGUUUUUGCAACAAAAAAGAAAGAAAAUAAAAAUGAAAAAAAAAAUAAAAAUAAAACCCUUGUGGUUUUUCCCUCCCAUGGGAGGGUUUUUAAUCCCCCUCCUCGAGCUACCACCUUACCGUGGUGGAGGGGUUUGCGUGUCUCAUUGAUCCUAGGAGCGAUAUUGUCGGGGGCUUUAUGCCUCUGGUAGGAUCACCCAGGGCAAACAGGCCCUGGGGUAGGGACCAGACUAAGCGUAGCUCAAAAAGACCCCUUAUGAUGGACAAAAUAUUUGGCAUCAAGUUUCCCUCGCAUGGAUGUGGGGCAACACAUCAUCACAGUUAGCGCCAAACACAACACUCUUUUGUGCUAUUAUUUCGGACAACAAUGUUUUUUUUUGAACCCAUAUGAGCUCAGGAUGAUUUGAUCUGAUGAUCUGAUUUUUCAUAGAUUUCUAACUCUUGACUUCUUGAGUUUGACUGUCUAAUUUUUUCUAACAAUUUUUUUCAGAACUCUGACCCUUACACUCUGUCAGAACAUUUAUGAUCAUUUUUUUGUCAUCGCCUUGAAGUAAUAAUCACCAUAUUAAUCAUUUUGCACUGCAGACGUAGUAGUUCUUCUGCCUCAGCGUAUCGGUCUGAUUACAUUUCCAUGAAGAAAUGAUCAUAAAUGUUCUUCCUUGAGCUGCGUCACCCCGCUGUAGUCCAUAAUGGACUGGCUUGAGGUCUCUGUUCAAACAAGCAGCUGCUGGAAGAGAGUAGGUGGGUUGUGUUUAGUCAGCAAUGUUAAUCUCUCGACGUUUUACAGUGUGUUUGACCCUAAUUUAAUUUUACGCCCAAAUAUCCCUUAAAACAACAUUAUCAGGUGUGCAGACAAGCUCUCCGUCAGGAUGUUUGACCCUCUGUCUGACCUCCGUCCCUCCUCCUCCUCAUCUUCUCAGACUGAUGGAUCAAUCUGCUGCCUGUCUGCACGUCCAUCAGAGCCUGAUGUAGGUCAGGUGUUGUCAGGACAGAUCACUCUCUAACAAGACAAUAUUUGCUUCAGAAACGAGUAAAUCUAAUAAAUCUGACACGCCGCCGCCCCGCUGGCCGCCCCCCUCUCCUCUUGUGUCACAUUAGGCUCCUUUAAUUACACCAUCAGUUAGAGCUGCUGCCCUUUACUGCCCUGCAAUGAGCUCCACAUAUAACAAUCAGUGUCCAACUAAAGGCCAGAUGACACAAAAAAAGGACAGAGAGCUCUUCAUCUCCUCCUCCUCCUCUUCUUCACCCUCCUCCCCUCCUCUCCCCACACGUCUCUCUGUUCGCCUGCAAAUGUGAUUGUCAUUUUUCUGCCGCCCACAUGGCAGCACGGCGGUCCUUAGCAGAGCACUUUCUGAGGAAACAUUAAACACUUGUGACAGCCUGUUAUCAAACCAGCAGCAGAGAGGAGGAGGAGGAAGAGGAGGAGGAGGAAGAGGAAAGCACUUCUUCCUGUUUUGCUGAGCAGCUGUGAGUGUGGGAAAUCAAACAGGGCCGAGAGAGAGAGAGAGAGAGAGGGAGAGGAGGAAGGAGGCAGAGAUAUGAACGUCUUAGAAUUCAGGAAGCGUGCGUUUGCAGGGAGAGUAAAUAAGGAAGAGGAGGCGGCUGAAAAGAAGAAUCAAAGCUCUGAAACACUCACAGCAUGAAAAAGUAAAAUGAAAAUAGCCUUUUGAUGUCCAGACCUCUGGGUUCACGCUCAAGUAGCAAUACUGCAAAUGAUUUAUGGAACCUGGCUGCAUGUGCACGACUGCAGGCCUGUGCAGGGUUCUUCCUCUGCGCACAUCUUAAACAGAGAAAUAUGCAGAAAAUAUCAAAAUAAUGAAUUUAAGGAGAGAUUUGUUGUAAAUUUUUGUUGAUUUUGCAGAAGCACACCCUAAAAGUUUAGCCCCUCAAAUUAUUAAAGGGAUAUUCCAACGUAAAAUUAAGUGAGGUUUAAACACACCAUAACACAAAGUUAGACCCUUUGCUUCUCUAGUUUUACCAACUGAAGUAACAACCACAUGACAGCAAUACAGUGAGCCAUGCGCUUAACCAAAACGCCACUCUAUAGCCACAAAUAAUGCUCAGAAUGACACCUAACUUCAUCAACAGUACAUAUAGCGUCCCAGCCAUAGUACUAGCCACCAAACAUCUUUUUAACUUUGUCUGAUUUCUUGUUUCACACAAAUCACCCACUCUCUUCCAGCAGCCGCUUGUUUGUACAGAGACCUCAGGUGAGUCCAUUGACUGCUGCAGGGUGCCGCAGCUCAAGGAAGAACAUUUAUGAUCAUUUCUUCAUGGAAAUGCAAUCAGACUGAGACGCUAAGGCAGAAGAACUACCGCGUCUGCAGUGCAAAAAUGAUUAAUAUGAUGAUUAUUACUUCAAAGAAAUGAUAAAGUUAUGAUCAUAAGUGUUCUUCCUUGAGCUGCGGCACCCCGCUGCAGUCGAUGGACUCGCCCAGAGCGGCUGCUGGAAGAGAGUUGUGUAGGAGCUGUUCUGAGCAUUAUUUGUGGCUAUAGAGUGGUGUUUUGGUUGAGGUUUGUUUAUGGCUUCUCAGACCGCUGUGUAUUGCGAUCGUGUGGUCGUUACUAAAGUUGGUUAAACUAGAGAAGCAAGCAGUCGGCAACAUCCAUCUCUCAAGGGGGUGUCUAACCCGGUGUUAUGGUGUGUUUGACCCUAACUUAAUUUUACGCCGGAAUAUCCCUUUAAGUUAAUCAUGCAUUUGUUUAUUUUGAGCAGAAGUAAACAGCACUCAAAUCAUGUGCACAUCUUUUCGUUUUAUAGAAAUAAAAAAGUCAUUAGAUUAUAAAUAAUGUUACAUUAUAUAAUUAGAAAAAUAUAAAAAUAUCUGCAGGUGUAAAUAUCCACUGUGAAGCUGAUGCAUUAAUUAUGUGCACACCCUGACCGCUCACAUAUGCUGGCUGUAUGGAUGACAUAUGUAUGCAGACAGACAGCAGAAGCAUUACUGACUGUCUGUUCUUGAAAAAAAAGGUAUUUAUAAUUUACAGUCAAGUCAGUAUUGUUUGUCUUGUGCUGUGUUUGGCUCAAAGAGAAACUCUGCACUUUUUGCAAAGAUAGAAAAUAGAUGUGAUUGUUUUAGUAUAAGUAUGCGUUCAAAAUGAGUUUGAAAAUAUCAGCAGAAAUCCAGUAUAGUGCACGUAAGUGUCUGCUAACUUGAUAGAGUAGUCUCUUUAAUGUUACCAGUCCAAGAUGUAAUAUUUCAGACCCUGUCUAACCUUUCAUAUAAAAGUCAGAGCUGACAAAGAAUCAAACACAUUUAGCAACUGAGCUGAAUCAGAGAAGAGGAGUGAAGAGGAAUCAGUGCUAACAGCAAAUGAUAAAACGGACAGUAAUGUAACAAAAGCAACAGAACAUACUGAGGUAUAAAAAGUGUUCAACAUGCUGAGUAUCAACAUGUGGAGCAGACUCACAGAGAGCAGUCACUCAAGCGCAGAAGUUAAAAAAAAAGUUUCUCAGGAUCUGGAUGAAAGAAAAAGUGGAAAACAACCUCAGCCUGGGACAGUUCUGCAGGAAUUCAGCUGCAGUGUGAGUGUGGGCUUUAAUAUGAAACAUGUGUCUCUGUUGAACCAAAGACAGGAACAUUAUCUAACUUAAAUCCACUGUUACAAAAUGUGAGAAUUUUAGUAAAAAGUGCAUAAAAAAGUUACAAUUCCUGCAGCAGAGUGGGUGCAAAAAUCUGCUCAGAUAUAAAAUAAGAUCUGUUUUUUGUAGCUUUACUUACAAGUGCACCAAAGUAUAGUUAGAUUGAUGUUUAUUUCAAACACUAGAAGAAUGGAUCAUAUGUUUUUUACAUCUCAGAGAGCAGAUUAGGACAUCCUCUUCACCAGGAGAAAAUAAAUGCGAUGUCCUUAUGAUGGUUCCUGUAAAUGCUGCUCUGUGUGCAGGACGCAGAUGUAAAAACAGUAAUCAGAGAAGAUCUGACGCCCUCCCUCCCUGCUGAUGCUCUGACCUUUCACAUGUUUGUUCAGUAAAUGUCACCCUGAAGUGAGGAGGCUCCUCCUGCAGAACACGCAGACGCUCUGAUGCUGUUAUUGUGUUAAUCGAAGUGAGUAAAGAGGUGUUUGCUUUGGACAUACUUGUGUGUGUAACAGCUCUGAGGUCUUGUGAGGACGUGCUGGCUGCUCUGUAUAAACUUUUUUGGCGUGUUUUGAAAAGCAGCUGUGAUUUAUACUUUCAAACAAAGUCGUAUGAAAUGAAGCAAUGCUGCAGUGAACUUGAAUCUGCAGCAUUCAUCAAUCAUGCACAGAUUUAUUCUGAGGGAGUUUGGUCUCAUUUUCCAGCCACACACACAUAUAUCUGUAACUCUGAUGCGUGUGUGUUUCUCAGUCAUGGCUGCUCAUCUCUUUUGACUUGUAAUCUGAUUUCUCUCUCUUAAAAGACACAAAAGCUGCAGCACUUCAUUCUUAUGAAGCAGCACCAUUCACUCGCCCUCCUUCCUUUCAGUGAAGCUCAAUGGAAACUGUUUCACAAUUUCUUGUCAGUCCUCCAGGAAAAGAUGUCCCCCUCCUCUUAUCUCCAUGCACUUAAAUGAACCCUGUGUUCACUGACGGAUCAACACGGCUGCAAUCCUAGAAAAGUCUCCUCCUGUCAGUCAGCUGUGCAAACAAACAGGCUGCAGGUUAAAUUCAUGAGAAGUGAGCGGCUGUGAUCUCAGCUGUUGUUAAUCAUAUUAAUGGUGGCACUUAUUACAUAAAAACACUUAAAGCUGAUGAAUGGUUGCACAACACAGAGCGUUUUUUUCUUUGUGAUGCUCGGAGUGAGGUCGCUACACGAGCCAGAUGUUUUUCAGGAAUUCAUUCCUGUGUCCACUUCGAUCAUCUCUCUGAGAGUCAAAGACCCACUCCGAUGAAGAUCAUGUUUUUCUUGUUGUCUGCAUGUUUUUAUGGCAUUUUUCUGAUGCUACAGGACAUAUCAUGAGAAACACACUGGGACCGUUUUUGUCAUGUGAUUAUUUCGGACAUCAAUAUUUUUUUUCGAACCUGUAUCCUGUCAAUACAAGCGUUCACAUCAGUGACAUAUUCCCGUCCUGCGAUAUUACGGCAUUUAUUUUUUCUGAUCAUGGUUGAUUUUUCUAAAGUUUCGCAUACUGUGUGUCCACUUCUGACCAAUCAGAUUGCGUGUCGUUGCAACGUCAGAUUCACCAGUAUAUCCAACAUGGCCGACCUGCUGAUUGUUUACGUGUCAGGGAACAGAGUAUUUUAUGAUAAAAAAAACACAAACAUUCCAAAGAUAACGACCUGAAGGACAACUUGUGGAGAGUCAUAGCGUCGGAUUUCUCAUAUGACGAUAGUUUGUGUGCUUUAACAGUUUGCUAAACAUCUUUGUUUUAACUUUCAUCUUGUGCUAACGUAAGCUAACGGUUGGUACCAUACUUUCACGUGCUUAUCUUAUCGCCUCUGAUUGGCUAUAAAAUGACACAGAUAAUGUGAUUUUUGGUUAAAAACUUAAUAAUCACAAUUUAAAGACCACUGAGAACACUUUAAGUAGUAAAAAGAUGGGAGUGGGACUUUAACUUCAGUGUUUGCACGAAGUGGAAAUACUUCUUUAUUGGGAGUCCAGGUAGCUCACCUGGUUGAAGUGAAAAAAUGAGCGUCUACUUUUCAUCAAACAACAACGUCUUAAUGUUGUUCAUGCACUGUUUCCAUUUAAACAUAGAGUUUACAUGUUUUGCAAACCAUAAGAUCGUUUUAUCAACUUUUCCACAGGAUCCAAACUUUUUCAGAACUGCAGUUUUAUUCUCCUGUCAUUGAGAUGAUAAUAAAAACUUAGUGUACCGUUGUAAAAGGACUAUAGAAAAGCCUGACAAUGCAGAAACGGACUCAUUCAGGUAAUGUAGUCUAACUUUUUGUAGCUUUAUACACCAGAGGGCAGUUUAUAACUGCACCAUAUAACUUCAGAUGUAUGCAGUCGUGCAUCAUAUGCAUCAGCUGAGAACAAACUCCAGCACAUAUACAGCCUUUCUGAUUUUGUUUGACUAUGAAUGGAAAUAAACAGUACAAAUGUUUGGCCUUGUAAGUGUUUUUCUUAUCUUUUGGCAGAAAUAUAUUCAUCCUACACUCUCUGUCACUUUUUCAGAUGUGUUGUUGGGUCAUCUUACUCUGGGCUUAACCUUGAAAACACCUUACAGGCUGUUGUUUUGUCUCCAUGUAAACAGAGAAUAAUCAUUACUCCAAUCACUCUGCUGUCUUCUCUCCUUCACGUUUGAAUCCCAUCAUCCUCUGAUUAUUCGUCAAUAUUUCUCUCCUCCGCUUGUCGCUCUUAAACGUCCAAUCAGUGUUUCCGUGUGAGGACACGAGACGGGGAAAUGCGAUUGCUGCUCGGGAUCGAUUCGCAGCCUUUCAGGGCCUGAUUCAAGAGCUGCACCUCUCACUCAGUGGGUAUUGGAUUUUUGGUUUGUGUUCCUGUGAAAAGAACAUUUCGCUAUAAGAUAUAAUAACAACAAAGAAGAAAUCAAACGCAGAACAAGUCAAAAAGGAUGGUGUGAAGCAGCUCUGCAUCAAAAUGAAUCGUCUUAGACAACUGGAAAGCAGAGAGAGAGAGAAGUCUGAGAGUCGUAAACUUUAUCAAACCUGCAAACAGCUGCAGAAAUGAGAUUGAUCCUGCUGUAACAGAUGGAUUUCCACUCAUUAUUUGAACUCAAAUGAACAUUAAUGUGGGCUACAGCCAGCUGCAGAUACUUCUAAACCACUUUACGCAGAAAUGUUGCCAUUUUAAAGGAACAAUCCCCAAUUUAUUAUUUUAAAAAAUCCUUUUUUCUAAUUCUGCAGAAUCUGCUCAUCCACCGUGUUGCAUUCAAGGGUCAUAGAAACUUGUGCAACUGUGUGUUUUCAUGUUAAAUUACAGUGGCAGGGAAGAGAGUCAGUCCAGAAACAGUGGGGGGAUUUCUGAACACACACACAGACACACACACACACACACGCAGAAAGACAGAGUAUACAAAUACAGUUUGUUCCUGCCAAGUGGCUUAAUCUUAACAAUUACUGUUGUCAAGGAAACCGUGUCUUUCCCCUUUCUAUUUUACUGCACAGAGGGCAGAAGAUGAGUGUGUGUUAGUGUGUGUGUGUGUGUGUGUGUGUGUGUGUGUGUGUGUGUGUGUGUGUGUGUGUGUGUGUGCGUUUGCACUAUGAAUCUAUACAAAUGCAUCAGAAAAUUAAGUCAAUCAAAUCUUGUCAGGUAAAGAAAAACAAACAUCUGUAUCCUUCAGCUUGAGAGUAAAGCCUAUUAAAUAAAAACACACAGAAAGGUUUUUUAUUAAUUGAUUGAUAAUUGAUUUCUAAGAUCUCAGAGACAUUUAGGUCAAGCAGAGCCUGGAGGAGCUGCAGGGGGAGGAGAGGGGGAGUGUGGAGAAGCCAGAGGAGAAAGAAAGGAACAAAAGAGCAGAGAGAAAUGAGAGUAAUUUAAUUUUCAUUGUCUGUUAUUGAUUUUAAUGCUGCUGCUGCAACAUCUGCUGCAAUUUAGAACAAUGAAAAGAUCAAACUAAUAUUUAAAAAAAAUAAAUAACUUGAUAAAAUGUCAUGAAAUGUAGAUGAUGAAUGGGAAUUAACUGCAUUUUUUAUUACGUUUGAAAUUAAAUCUUUGCAUUUUUAGAGAGAUUGAACUUAGAGCUGUCCACUUUCUUAUUAGCGCUACAGUCGAUCACAUUUUGCUGCAUUGCAUUAACUAUAGCUGCAUGAACUCCUGCUGCUUCUCAGAGGUUAGAUAUUUCCUCCCUGCACCCUUCACUCACCCACUUUAUCUCCUUCCUCCUUAAAUGCAUCUACACUAAACCAGAGAAGAACACUGCUGAAUGCUCUCCAGCUGCGAGGAUGUGUUUGUUUGAUAAAUAUCGGACAUGAUGUCUUUGGGUUAAAUAACAGAGGAGAGAAUCAGGCUCAGGGGAGGAGGAGGAGGAGGAGGAAUCUGUGUCCUCUCUCUUUGAUUCUCCAGGCUCUGACCUUUUUCCUCCUUGUUUAAUCCCUUUAGGCACACUGCUGCUGCCUGUAGAUUGAAUAGAGAUGUUGUGCAUACCGUUAUUUUCUGUUACCUAAUUCUUUAGGUUCAGUAUGUCAACCUGCUGAAGUCUGAUAGAUCGCAGACUGCAUCUGGUUAGUGUCACAGUGAACGAUUGUGAGGUGUGUGCAUGCGUAUGUACUGUAAGUAAGCAGCAGAAGAACAUUGAGAGACAAACAAAACUGCAGGAAAAAAAAACUGGUGGAAUUUUUAUAAACUCAAGGUCCAGAUUUUCAAGUGUCCACUAGAAGCUGUCUCCCAAAGAGAUGCAGUCCUUAGAGAGCUCCGUGUCAACACUUCACAGUAGAAAUAAACAAGAUUAAGGCUCAGUGCAGAAACAGGUCUCUAGGCUCGCAUAGUUAGUUAGUUUGUUCACAUUAUGCAGCCGUUAAAUCUUUAAAAUGCAUCCAUCAAAAAAGGUAAAAAGAGUGUAAGAGUUAUGCAUACAUUUUCCUCUUUGGGAGCAGGGUUUCCGACAUGAUGUGCUGUUUUUGUAGCCGUUAUAUUUUGUAUAUCAUGAGUGGUGAAGGGACAUGCGUGGGUUUGAGGAAGAAGAGAGUUGUUGUUGUGAGCAACGAACUUGUGUUAAACUAUGAUUAAAUGGUCAAAACUUGACAAAUGAUGGAGCACGCAUGUUUCACUUAUUCCCACAAUAGUUUCACUGAUGGGAGAGGUGAGCAAGGGAAUCUGACCAUUAGAUAUAACUAAAUAUUCCCACAGCUGCUUCUUUUAACUUCUGUCUAAACUUUUAAAACUUUUUUUCAUUCUUCUUUAACUUUGUCUAUUAUUCUCAUUAUAUUGGUGCUGGAAGUUUUGCCUCUGUUUUUAUUGUCAAGUUAUUGCUUUUUAUGAUGAUCUGAUGAAUUCAUGCACUAAAUUCCUUAAAGUCUGACAUAAACGAGGUUAUAUUUGAUCAUUAAACUCAAGAAAUGGAAAUCAAAGUGCUUCAGUAGAAAUCCCUCUUCAUUUUCAACCUAAAAGCAUCUCAAAAUAAAACUUUUUGUUUAUCAUAAACUUUACUUGUUACAUAUAAAUAUAAACUUUUUUACUUAUAGGUUGAGAUUUUCUCCUUACAAAAUACUUUUGAACUAAUUAAUUAAAAUAAACAAAAAAGAAGUGCAGAUGGCAAGAUUUCAUGGCAGGACGUGACUGGUUAGUAUGUUGAUCUUGAAACUGGAGAUAAAAUAGUAUAUAGGCUGUGUCUGGUUAAACUAGUUAAACUUGUUUACCACCUCUUGACCAGAGCGAAGAAUAACAGGCAUGUGGACGUUAACCUGCGAGGAGAACUAAAGACUAGUGGUGCUAGCUCUGCUGAUGUUAGGCCACACACUGUGAACUAAUUUGUCAUUAUUUACCGGAAAACAGUUUGACAAUUGUGCAGAAUUUGAAUUUCUUUUUCAGAACAUUCACUUUUUAGACACUGAGUAAAAAUCUGAGCUUCUAGAUGACAAAAAUAUAAAAGUUUAGUGGAAAGACUUUGAUCCUGUUGCAGCUAUGACAGCCUCUUUUGUGGCUCUCGUCUAAAAAAGCAGUUUCAAGUCUUUGAAAAGUUAAAAACAGUAAAGUUUCCCUGAGAAAGACGGAUAUAUAACAGUUGAAUUCCUUCAGUUUUAUGAAAAUAAUUAAACAUCUUCCUCGUGUGUCUUGUUGCUGCAUGAACAGAAUCUCUUUGUUAAGAAACCGUCUCUGCAUGUUGAUUUUUCCAGCUAAUUCCUCUUCUUUGUUUCACAGAGGUAAACAACAGAGGGAAGCUUUGAAGUGCUGAAACCUCUAUACAGAUCCAUUAGUCAUAUUUAUACAGCACUUUGUGUAGAAAUAAUGUUUCUAUGAAGAAGAUCAAGCCUGUGAUCAAAGCCCCGUCCCAUCAGGACUGUAGUUUCUGCAGUGAUUGCUGUAGGCGUAAACAGCAGCUGCAGACAGACUCUCUUUGUUUUGAAGGCGGACUCUGACCUUUGGAGCUGAGUGCAGGUAAUAACAUCAAUUUAACGGAGGAAGAUUCGUGAUCCCCCUCUAGUCCGGGCUAAUGCGUCCUCAGAGUCCGUCUGGGUGGUUAUGUUUGUACAGGGAGUUCAGUAAUGUAGGACAAACUAUGUGUAAACUUCUAUAAACCUCGGCAGCUUCGGCAGAGCUUAGCAGGAUCUGGAAGGAGAGGAGGUGAGGAAGAAGAGUCGAGAAGCGGGGGGAGAGGGCCAAGAAAACAUUUGCACAGAUGUGAGAACCUGAAGAGAGAAACUCUGAAGUUCUCCUGACGUCUUCAGCUUCAUCAAACCUGAUUAAGACCAAAGAUAUCGCAAACCCAGUGAAAACAAACUGAGCACCUAUCAGCCCAGGCAGUCCUGUUCCCUGAGGAGCGUCUGAAAAACUGAUUCAUGGAGUGUAGCUGUUUAAUUCAUUUAUUAAUUUACCUUCUGCAUGCCUCUACAAUUAGUAACAGUGAGCUCAUUAUCAGAGGAGUUAUUAGAUCUUUGUACGAGCAGGAUUCAUGCUAACAGGCUCAGUGAUGUUCAGUCUUCUCCACAAACUUUUGCGCUGUAGAGUAUCAGCAGUGAGAGGUCUCUAUACAGUAAGAGCUCAUCUGUAUCUUCUGUAAAUCUCUCUUUUUUUCUCUCUUUGUGGUCUCUGCCGCCUGACAAAGUGCAGUGCUGUUCGGCCAUAUGCUGCACACUAAUCCUCUGCAUUUGUUUCUCCUCGCCUAAAUGCAUUUACGUUCUGUCUUAUUGAAUCACGCUUAUGAGAAGGAUUGCCCGAGGUCAGUGUGUGAAAAGCUCUGCGGUCGGUCAGUCGGUGGAUAUGAGAUUCAGGCUCCUGUCUCGGCUCUGACCUCUGUGUUUGCUCACAUGAUCAGCAGGUCAGCUGCUCGCUGGUUCUCAGUGCAUGCUUAGACCUCAUAUACCCACACACCCACACACACCACUGUUUUCCUAAGCCUCUGUGUAUGCACAGGUCACUCAAAAGGCAAAUGUUAGGUUCAUAAUCUGCUUCUUUAUCCUAUUCGAAGAAAGAUCUGUGAGUGGAAAAAAAACACAUUUUCAGCCACUGUAAAAAGUCUGAUUUGAGCAUUGAACCGUAGAAAUGAGCAGCUCUGUGUCAAACAGUCACAUUUAAAAGAGUCAGUUUUAUACUCCAGCUCACAGUGAUCAUGCACAAACAGUAAAGUCAUCUUGCUAUGUUUAGUACAGGAAGUGCAUUACAUUUGACAGUACCUCUAUUUCUGUUUCUAUGCAGGUUUGAGUGCAGCGAAGCUGUUGAGAGCCCAUGGACUGAGUCCAGUGGUGCUGGAGGCCAGGGACCGAGUUGGAGGUCGAACCUUCACUGUGCGGGUAAGACAAGAAGGACACUUAAUAAUAAUAAUAAUAAUGAUAAUAAUAAUGAUGAUGAUGAUGAUCAUGAUAAUGGUGAUGUGUUAAUGAUGAUGAUAAAAAUGAUGAUGAUGAUGAUGAUGAUAAUAAUAAUGAUGAUAAUGAUGAUAAUGAUAAUGGUGAUGAGGAUGUGUUGAUGAUGAUGAGGAUGAUGAUAAUAAUAAUAAUAAUAAUAAUAAUAAUAAUAAUAAUGAUGAUGAUAAUAAUAAUAAUAAAAAUAAUAAUAAUAAUAAUGAUACAUUGUAUCUGUAGUGCCUGUAGUAGGCUCACUGAGUGGGACCUGUAUGCAUAAAACUUGCUUCGCAUAUGUGGUGGCUAAGACAAAAAAAGUCUCUUAUUGUCAUGGUGAAACCCCAACAGGAAGUUCCAUGUUGAGUUUUCAUUCCACCGCGUUUUUGUCCGUUUACAGCGGUGCAUAUUUGCCCAAGCUAGGUGUUUCCCUGGCAGCUCGUCAAACUUCAGUGUCUGGCUAUAAAACAGGAAGUCAUCGUUUUGCCUUCAUUUAGUCUUUGAUCAAUUUGAAAUUUUAUCAAGGUUCACCCUCAAACAUAUCUAUGUAUUGAUCUCUCUGCUACAAUCAUAGCGCCACCCUGUGAGAAUACAUAUUACCUGCUUUUAUGCACAAGAAGCAAAAGAACUUUAUUGAUCCCCGAGGAGAAAUUCAAUGUUUCUUCUGCUUGAUUUUUGUUUCUUUUUCAGAACAAGGAAACAAAAUGGGUCGAUUUGGGCGGAGCUUACAUCGGCCCAACUCAGAACCGCAUCCUCCGAUUGGCCAACGAGUACGGCAUUAAGACCUACAAAGUCAACGAGCAGGAGAACCUGGUGCAUUAUGUCAAGGUGAGUGUCUCAGCCCUGCAUGGUCUUUGAGAUGCCGAGGAUUGUCUGCAGAGGUCUUUUUGAGUUACAGAUUUGCUUCAGAUGCAUUCUUCAGUUUGCAUUGAAACCGUUUUUUUAUGGAUCUCUCAAACAUGUGCAGUCUGAGCCAUUAUCUACAGACAGUAAAUCCUCAUCUUUAACAAUCUCCUGCCAUCAUUCAGCAGUCCAUUGAGGCAUUAAGUGACUUUCCAUUAUCUACUAACGGCUAAAUCUGUGACUGAAAAUACAAACGUCUGGUUGUUCAGCGAGGUUUCUGGAAUUCAAAACAAUAAGAAAAUAUUUUUUAGUUUGCCUGGAAAAAAAAAAAAACACUGUGCAACAAGUCUCUAGACAGACUCUCUACCCACAUAUAGACAGUUUUUGAUCUGUUGUUCAAAAAUCUGUAUUUUUUGCAUGUAAACCACAAGAUUCAGCUUUGUAUUUGGUUAAUUCUUGCGGUCUGGAUAAAACUGCAUGAUAGAAUACAGUUCAGCAUAAAAACAUCCCAAACCUGAUUUGCACCUUUUUAUCAGCAGUUUCUCUCCCUAGAAACAGGUAUUUGAAUGCAAGGUUAGCUAACAUUCUAGUUCUAGUUAGUCAGAGAAAUGCCUCAGUAUUACUGACUAUUCACAGUAAAACUGAGACUCAGCAGAGACAAAUAAACCAAGGCUGGUGGGCAGCCUCCAUUUGACCUCCUGUCUACAGUUAAAGGGAUAUUCCGUCGUAAAAUUAAUUUUGACCCCAACUUAAUUUUACGACGGAAUAUCCCUUUAAGCGGAGACUCUGCACAAAUAGAUUGACGGUUAGCUGGAGUGAAGCCUCUGUGUAACUCAUUGUUUACAGUGAAACUGAGACUCAACACAACAGAUAUACAGCCAGCCAAUGUAAACCCUCUAUUCAAUUUACCAUCCACAGUGAAGGUAAGACUCUGCACAGAUGAACAGUGAAGACUGAAUGUAAGUCCUUGUAAUUCCUUGGAUUGGGCGCUAUCAAACUAGACUAAUGAUGGGUCGUCAGCCAAUGUCAAGAUUCUCAGUUGCAGCCGUUUGGUUGAUUUUCAUGUGCAGCGAAUUAGUGGAAUUAGCAAGAUAACAUUUUUACAACCUGUCAUGAAAGGUGUUCUUGCUGAAGAGCGUCAAUCAUCAGGGCCAAGGAUCUGCUUUGGAAAUAUGGAUAAUUUUGGUGCAUUUGCCCAUUAGCAGCUGAAUGCAUGUUUCCAUCACAGAUAUAUCUGCUCAGAUCUGCAUUUGACCCACUUGACGGUAAGAAGAAGUGACAGCUGAGUUUAAAUGCACUGUCUGGAUUUGGAGCUGGGUUUUCAUUCAAGCUUCGGUCACUGUGAAGAAUACGGUCCAUUUCUGCUUUCCUGUCGGUCCUCAGACUCGCUCAGAGGAUAACAAGAUACCCGGCUUCUGAGCAUCAAACACUCUUCCUGUGCCGUCCUACAUGUCUGCCGAGCAGCAGGCCACCCCUCUCCUCCUCUGCAGCAUUAGCGGCUGGAGAUGCUAAUCUGAGCCUGAGGGUUUUCUGUAAUGUGGUUUCUCUUCUCUGAGUGGUUGAAAGGACGGCACAAACAAACAAAGGAAGUAGGAGAAAGGCUGCUUUUUGUUCUUCCUGCAUAUCUUGUUAGUGUGGGUGCACCGCUGUCCUUAACAGUGUUUAGUUCCUUUACCUGAUUUGAUUUUACCUAUACUGCCUCAUACCCUGCUCGUACUAACUCUACUGUAAAUCACAGGCCUGCUUGAAGUGGCCGAGAGCUUCCUGUGUGAUUGUGAGAGGGCUUAUCUCAAAACUUCAGUCACUGAAUCUUACCCCCAGAGCUGGACUUUCAACCUCUAGCGAAGGGUGUGGACACGAAGUUACACAAACACACUUUCACUGCUAUUUAAAGGAAUACUCAUUCCUGAAACACACACUCUAUGUCAAACUAAACCCCGAACACAGCCGCAUAAACCAUGGAAAACCAUAAUCAUAGUACUGUGAAGGCGUGAAAUUAAAGAUUACAUUUUAUGGGUUUAUGAGGCUUGUUUAAAUGUGAGACCAGUGAGGGAUUAUUAAAGGUGCACACUAGUAAAUAUUGGCGGCAGCUUUGUAUAGAGGAGAUUUCCACUCAGGGAGCAGAGUUAAUACUUUUUUCCACAGCUGCUAUUUGUCCUGAACUGCCCUUGAAUGUACCUACGCUCAUAUAACUUCAUUAUCCAGCUUGACAACCAGCCUGAGUAAAACUAUAUAACAAGAUUAUAAAAGGAACAGAUAUCACCAUCUGCAAGUGGAGCCAAAUUUCAAAAACGGAGACUGUCUUUUUUAUGUUUUAAGAAAGCUUAUUUUGACACUUAAAUACAUGACAAUAGUCUCUCAGUGGCCUCAUAGGUGUCUUUGCUGAAGCAUGUAAGCCUCCAAAUAGCUUUCGGGCACAAAAUGGCAAAAAGUCAGUGAGCCCAGUAUUGAGCCCUGGGGAACACCAAGUUAAAUUUGAUGAAGGGACAGAGUUUUCACGCUUUUGACUGUGGAAAAGAAGCAAACUACCUGAAGCUUGCUCAGAGAAAUUGAAUUUGGACGACUACGACAAGAGGAUGUUGUGAUUCAUGGAGAUAACGCCUUCGUAAGGUUGUUCUAACUCAGCUGUGAACCCGAACUAUCACAGAAGCAGUUUGUUAAUUGUUACACUUUGCCCUCAGUUCUGGUUUUCUUCCUUAUGUCAUCUCAACAUCAUGCGGUUGACUCCUCUCCGGUCAGUGUGCCAGUCAUCUCGCUUCUGUGUCCUUGGCUCUGCUGGUCUAUUGACAUGACCUACUUCUGCAGCGCUGUGAAUGUCAGCAGCAUGACGUUCAGCCCUGGCAGCGGUUAGAGAGUAAAUCUUUGGUUUGGUGAAGGAAGAACUGGAAGAACUGUGAGGCCAUACACACUCAUGUCUAGGAGCUCCUGUGUGUGUGUCUCCUUAGCUACUAUCUCUGCAAGAUCCACUCCAAGGCCCAGAGUCACAUACACACAUGCAAACACACACACACACACACAUCUCGUAGCUUCCUGGCGGGUUUCCAUGGCAGCAGGCCUCAUCAAAAGCUGCUCAGCCCUGUCGGUGUCAGACAGCGUUUUUGUCUGUUUCUUUUUGUGAUUGUGUGUGCUUGUGUUCGCUAAAGCAGCUCUAUUUCUGGUGUCAGUGAUCCCACAGCUGACUUUGCAGAAAUGCUGCCAAGAUCUUCAUUCCCAGACCACUCAGAGUCAAAACUGCAUAACUCCACAGCUAUCUAAAAUCAACACUGACUCCUCUGUACAUGUCAGCGUUUCUCAGUCUCAUCCAGGUGAAAUACCUGAUAAUUUCUUUGCCUACGUUACAUAAUAAUGGUCACAACCUAUUUAACCAGCAAAAACUCCCUCUGAACCUUGUGCCUGAUGUCUUCCCAAACAUUUAAAAUGAAUUUCUACGGUUCAGGUAUGAUUUUUUUCCAUAGCCAAAGCCCUAAAAAGCUUAAUGUUUGCCUGACCAGCAUGGCUUCUGGUGCAUUAGGGGACAACAGGUUUCAUUUAUCAGACGUUUACAAGGCGAGAGUCUAGGUUUAGAGUGUUGCUGUCAGGAAUGAUAAAGUGAUGUGAUCCUCAUCAGCAGUAGGAGAGACAACAACAGCAUUAAUAUUAAAGACAGAACAAGCCAGACUGCAGUGCACAGAAACUAAUCCUGAGGUCCAGGAAAAAAGUAGGAUCUCACUUUUUGACCAUGCAUGAAGAGAAGUGGGCAAAAAUGAUGUGUAUUUACUAAUAAAUCAGUUUUUUUUAAAGGACAGGAGAGUGGAUAGCAGGAAAAUGAGCAGAGAGAGUUUGUAGUGAAUGUGGGAAAGGAGCCAAGAGCUGGAAGUCAAACCAGGCUGACUGCUUGAGGCAUAACCUCAGUAUAUGGGGUGAAGGUGUAGACCCCCAGGCCAGUGCCGCACAGGUGUAUGCAACAUUUAAAUGAGCCGGUGUGCAUUUAUUUGCAUUUAUUAUGCCCCUGACUUUGCCAACUAGCUUCAUUGCAAAACCGCUGACAUCCACUCUUGGGAUGUCAGCAGUCGAUACUUUAAGCUACUGAGAUGCUUGACCCAGAGUAACCUGGUUGACGCAAAUCCUUGGAUUCAGCUUACAAAAAUAUUUUUUGCGAUGAACAUAACCAAAUCAAUUUUGCAAUAGAUAUCUAACACUAAACAAACAAGGAAAAUGCCGGCAGUUAAGGCCCUUCCGGGUCAAACACCUGCCCACAACAGUGACAUGGCUACCUUUAUUCCUGAGCCCCCAGAUAACAGGACAGCGACACCCAAGGCACACAAAGUGAGCUGGAACUCAUAAUAUGUAUCACAGCAACAUAUUUGGCUUCUACAAUGUACAUUAUGCACAAUAUGGUCUUUUUUCAGCUGCUUUUGCUCGCUUGGUCAAGGAAGUAAGCUGGAUAAAAACUGUAAAAUCACUGUCACAUCUGUUAUGAAUCAAACUAUACAAUAAACCGGUGGGAACUUUUCUUCCAUCCAGCUCAUUUUAUAUGUCAGGACUCCAUCAGGAUUAGAGUGCACAGCAGAGCUCUGCGCAUUAGAGAGUGGAGAUGCUGACAGCUCAUCUAUUGCUGCGUUUGAGUUACCUCACAAGUCAGAAGACAAGAUGGCUACAUCUACGAAAGUUAUUUUAGCGCUUGCCUUGUCUGAAUAUAAGCAAGGACAAGGCAAGCGCUAAAGUAACGUUCGUAGAUGUAGCCAUCUUGUUUCCACCUCUGAUUUUGCUUUUUUUCAACUUGGUGCUGGUAACUCGGGUGAGCCGUCAUUCCCAGCUCAGACAUCUGACUUCCGAGGUAACUUGAACGCAACAUAAGUCACAAUAAAAUGGAAAAAUGGAGCAAUCACAUCUGCAAUUUUUUGACAUAGCAGAGAGUGUCUUGGAGUCUUGGAGAUAUUAGCAGCCGCAAUCCAUUCUUCACUAACAUUUGAUAUUUUAGCCCAGCUGGAGAAAAGCAAGGGGGGGUUCAGUGUUACCACUGUUUCUUGACCGGUCAGUCACUUCUGUACCUGGACUUUUUGCUUUAAGUGUCACCUCCAUUAAAAUAACAAUUAAAUCUUGCUCUUUUCCAUUUUAAGCAACACAGAGAAAAACUUUUCGUUCUGCUUCUCCAGUGGAAGUUUCAAAGAAGUUUCUGCCUGACAGUCACUUCAUUGUGUUUUAAUUGUCUAAUUAAAACACAAUGGAGGAGGCCUGAACAGCAGAGAACAUUUGGAGUGAUCCAACUAUAUGACAGUGUCUACAUUACUUCACAGGACAACAGCUGAAAGUAAAGCAGCAUGUGAGCUGAGCGGUUGUGUAAUUAGAGCUAGCUUUCAAGCAAUCCGCGUAGCUAAUCAGCUUUUGUUUGGCAGAUUGUAAUCCAAAGGGCCGGCGCUGGUUUCCCUUAUCAGCAAACUGCUGUCUAACAGACAGCUGCAGCUCUCAGCACAGGAUUUAUUAAUGAGCUAUCACUAUCAGAGAUGGGAAAACAGACUUUGAUUAAAUACUGUGCCCUUAUCAGAGAUCGAGGAGCCUGGGAUUGUCCUGCCACGCCUGCAGCAGGGUGGAUGUGACUGUUUGCACUAAGAACACAAGCAAUCAUUGUGCAAGCAUCUUUACAACCAUAAUACUUUUCUGUUUUAUUGAUACUCCCUAAUAGAGAGAGGGAGCUGUGGGGGGAACUACAAUCUCCUUGAUAAUUUCAUUCAUUUAUUUGGCAGCACUUAAGUAAAAGAUGAGUGCUGUCUUUUUCUUGAUGCUUUGUGCAUGUGUUAGUUUAUUUAGUUUAGUUUAAUAUUUCGAACAUGUGCAUGCAACACAAGAAAGUAAACUGAAAACAAACAAACAUAACCAGUGAGAAUAUUCAAAACAACAAUAACAAUAAUCCAAGCAAAAAGUAAAAAUAAAAAAUAAAAAUAAAAUAUUCUAAUAAUAAUAAUGCGAAUCCAACAUGUCCGAAAAGGAGUAGAAUGAAGCAUUAUGCUUUUUUAACCUACCCCUCUUCCUAAUUAAACAGUCAGGGCUCUAUUUUGGUGCCUCGCCGGAGAUCUGCCGCAAGCGCAGCGUCAAUCAGAUCCGCCGCGCUGACAAGGCGUUCCCAAGCACAUUUUGGUAUUUUGGUGAGCCGCGCAGCCCGGCGUAAGUAUCCCCCCCUCCCUAACUCAGCUCCUCCCAGCACCAUAAGUCGGAGAAAGGGCGUGUAGUGAUUUUAACAAAGCCGAGACCUGUUUUCACCAAUCACAUAAGCUCCUCUCCUUGCCUUUAAAUCCGCCACCGGCGAGGCGUAUUACUAUUUUCAUGAAGUAGUCAAAGAGAUCAAGAGAUGUCUUAAGACAGUAAUGCCACAAGAUGGCGACAGAGGGCAGCUGCUCAACAAGUGUCCUCCACACUCUCUCAUAUGAGCACAGAUGGAUUUAGUGUGCGUAAUGUUGGACCCACUGGUAAGACAAACACCCUUUUCCACAAAUAAAGACACUCACAUAAAGUUGCUCAUAUUCAAACCUCACGUGACAAAGGUGGGUUUAGCGCACAGAUCACAACAUAAACUCCAAAAAUGGCAUUAAAAUUGGAACCAUCUGUGCGUAAAUGACGCAUCGCGCUCCGUGGCCUGGCUCUUUCUUUCAUAGAUGUUGGCAUAUAAAAUAAAUUUGGCUCACAAAACUGAAUAUUAUAAUAUCCGUAUGUCGGCUUAAAGUAGAUCACGCAUCUAAGCACUGAAACAAAUCAUCUGUUCAGCCGCAGCAGCAGCAAGACGGACAGAGGACACGGAGACGUGUCCAGGUCGAGCUGCGCGAGAAAUAAGAGGAAGAGGAAGAAAGAAAAGGAGGGAGACGAAUUACAUAUCGAGUUAACUUCAUCAUGUGUGUAUAUUUACUAGAUAUUUAAUUUAAUUUGAUGCGGUUUCAGCUGUGUUGAUUCGGUCAGGUUGUGUGUCCAAACGCGUGCCAAACGCGCUCAUCAGAUCAGGUAUAGAUCAGAAUAUAUCUAUAUAGAUCUAAAUGUAUGUGCUGACUCAGAUUAAUAGUUGAUGAUGAUUAUUUAUUGCACUGAAAUGUGCCUGACACUGUGGAAACCUGCCGGUGAGGCAUCAGUGACGUAUGUCGAUACGCCGCCGGUCUACCAAAAUACUACUAGACCAGCUGCGUUCCGCCUUGCGCUGAAAGCUGACCAGGUUUGAAUCGGCGAGCUUUCAGCGCACUUUACACGCCGUUGGCGAGCACGAAAAUGUCACUGCGCCAGCUGAUUCUGUCAACACCUCCCCCUGCCACACCACCACGCCCAGCUUGGCGGAUCUCGGCUCGCCUCCGUGCGGCUCAUGCCACGAAAAUACCAAAUUGGCCUUACGCUGGGCUCCGCCAGACGAAAAUACAACUGCGCGGGGCUCGCCGCCCUCCGCCGCCUCACCGGCGCGAACGAAAAUAGAGCCCCCAGUCUCCAGCGUAUUUACAUCAAAUUAACAAAAAAUAAAGUAAAAUAAAAUAGAACAUAGAUAAUAAUAAUUUAAUUUUCUCCAAAAUCCUCAGUGAGCCUUAUAAUCAGGUGCACCAUAUGUAUGAAUUCUGGUUGUGCUUACUGACCUCGAACCGAUUUUAUGUGGUACACAGCGCUCAAAAUCUGUCAAAAUGUUUUAUUAUGACUUCAGUAAGCUACAAAGCUGCACAGCCUGAUGGCUUGUCGGAGCCCUUUGUUUGGCUUAAUGCGCUUUAUAAUCCGGUGCGCCUUAUGUAUGAAAAUAGACACAAAUAGACGCAUUUAUUGAUGGUGCGCCUUAUAAUCGCACCUUAUAGUGCGAAAAAUACGGAAGUGUAAAUAAUAGAACAUAAAUAGUGUAAAUAAUAGAACAUAAAUUGUGUAAAUACAGUGUGUUUUUAAGAGUAGUUUUAGUUUUGAGAAACUUUUCUUAAUGCUUUCAACCAUCUAUUGCAGUAGAAAAUACAAACAAGCUAAAGAAAGCUGAAUACACAAAAUCUUAUUUAAAUUAAAUUGAAACAGAUAUUAAAAAAUUCUUUUAAAAUGCUCCCGAUGGUUUGUAAGCAAAGUCCUCUUUCAAGGAAUCCUGGUCAAUAUCACUGUAAUAUCAUUAAGUAUCAUAUCGUACCAUGUUUUAUCAAACCAAUCUAUCAUAUUCCAUCAUACCUUAAUGUAGCCAAGUCAUAUCAUAUCGUAUCAAAGUGUAAUAAACUCUUUUGGACUGUAUCACUUUGUAAUGUCCUGUCAUAUACCGUCAUGUUUUUUUUAUUAUUUUACUGUUUCAUUCUAUUUUCAUAUCAUUACAUAAUUAAACCUGAGAGUGUUCACGGUUUAAAUCAUGCCUCACCCUCUUUUCAUGAACUGUGUCUGGAUGAACUUUCCUGCUGCCCUCAGCUUCUUCUUCUACUCUGCUGUGAAGCCAGCUUUAAAAAGAUUUAAUGGUGAUUUAAUGGCAGCUCACUGGCUGAAAGGAUGCUGAAGUAAACAAUGUCAUGGUGCUGAUAUGCAAUAAGUCUGAGUUCAGGAUUCGCCUGGUGUUUCUGAAGGAUGUGAAGUCAAUAACUUUUAUUAAGUUGUUUCUGGAACUAAGUUUGGUUUUUUAAUUUCUCAUAUAAGUUCAAACUCAGGAUAAUCUUGAUGCUUUAAGUUUUCAUGGUUUAGCUUCGCACACUUUCGAGCAAGGUAAUAUAAUUUGCAGAGAUUUAACCGUGUAAUCGUGUCUUAUGAAACAUUUGCCUACUUCUGGUCUGAACCAGCCUGAGCAGAUGGUUUGUACAGACUCUGUACACCAACAUGUAAACCGGUGAUGUUUGUGCCAUCGAUCACAGAACAAGAGCUGAUGAAAAAGUGAUCUUACAGACACCCUCAGCUGUGUCUCAGCUCACACUUUUCUCCCUGAGUGAGGCUGAAUCAUUGCUUACCGAUGUGGAAACAGAUGCGGCUUCCUCCUCCUCCUCUUCUGCACCCCCCUCUGUAUUCACUUGGACAGCAUCUCCAUGGUGACAGACCUGUUGUUUCACGGCAACGGUCACUUCUGAUGCUGUACAUUAGGGAGAUGCACAGUCACCUGUGCAGCGGGUAUAGGGGUUAAAUGUGUUUCAUAGUGAAGAAAUAAUAAUACUUGGAGAUAUGUUACUUAAUUAUCCUCAAACUGUCACUUCAUUACUUCGACAAAUUCUCCCCUGGUUGAUGUUGUCAGUAAACAUGGUGUCUUAUCUGCUGUUAUGCUGAUGAUACUCUCUUGUACUUCUGUGUUUUGCCCUCUGACCUCUGUAUGUUGCAGUGAUAUUAAUCGGAAACACAGAACACCUCCUAUUAAAUAGAACAUCUCCCUUACAUCUACUGCCAUCUACAGGUGACCACAUGAACAUGAACAACCAUGAUGCUAGAAAUCAUGGUGUCGAAUUUAGCAGCUGUUAGAAAUCCAGAAGUUGUCAAUUCAAAUGUUUAUCAUCUCAUGAGUGUUUAAAAAUGAUGUUAGAUUUUAGUGAUGCAAAAACUUCAGUAUUUUUUUCAUUUACUCGAAUCUCAGUAGACUUUUAAAAGUUUGUGUUUAAAAGAAGUUUUUAUUCCCUUUAUUAUCACUACAACUUUUGCAGCUUUUGUCGGGAUAAUCAGUUUGAGAUUUUGAAAUAUUCUAUCACAAUAUUUUUAGGGACUAUCAGCAAAGAUAUAUAGGUUUUUAAGGAGAUUUGAGGUUUUUGAUACUUCUUGUGUUUAAAGAGACCACAUAAACAAGAAAAACUUGAAGCUAGAUUUGUUAAACCUUUAAGAAAAAAAACAAAUAUUGAGUAUAACAUUAGUCUUGGGAGGCCAAGAAGUCAAGCUCUGACCACAGUGAAUGUGAAACUGGUCGUUCUAACCAAGCGUCUGUAUUCUGCUUUCUCUUCCUGCUUCUUCUGCAAACUGAUUUGCAACCCCCCCUCACCCCAGCUUCUCUUUUUUACACCGUGCCUGAUUUUACCACCUUUUGCUGGAGUCUGGAUUCUUUGCUGAUGCUCUGCCUCCCCUUGCUUUAUGUAACUGCUCAUGAAACAUAGCGUGGGUGUGCUGUUUUUGCAUUUUUAUGUUUGCGCAUAGAUGGCAGGAAGCUCUACACUGGAGGUUUUUGCUUCUCACCCUGCUAUGACUUUUUGACUUUUUUAUGCAUGUUCAUUAGAGAGGGGAAGUGAGCUGUCCCUACAUGCCGAUAUCACACAGGCAUGUCUCUAAGCAUGUCAUCCCUCUAAGCACAACUCACUGCCUGCAAAUGAUUAACUCUCUUUUACUCUCUCUUGACUCCUGGUCAAUGAAAGUUAGCAAAUAUAUCCUCAAAUGAACUCUAGAGGGAAAAAAUGCUCUCAUUAAACUUUUCCUCUCCAAAACUCAAUUCUCAUUCAAGGGGAGAUUGUUGUAGAUACUUGAUAAAGUGUACUAACAGCUCACUGUUUCAGGAACAAACAGCUCUUUAUGGAUUACUGGUAAAUACUUUGUGUAGGCUGUCCACUGUUGGACUUCUUAUUUGGACACUUAUCAAGCUGUCUCUCAUUAAAGAUCAUGAAGGUGCAUCUUUUCCCGUCGAUUUUAUGGUAAACGAGGGAUUGUUUGAUGCUUUACUGACUCAACUUUGAAGCAAAACUCUGUUGGCUGAUUUCUGAGCUGCUUUAAAACUUUUCGAACACAUAGAGGUGUCAGAAAAAUAUGUGCAGUUUUAUUUUGAUACCACCUGUGAGUGACAGAUGUGAGAUUUAGCAGUCUGUUGACAUGCUGAGUUUUGUUCUGUGACUUUCAACCUCUUUAGAUUGAGAUGUUGGUAUAGUUAGAUAGUUACAAUCAGAGAAAUCAGACAAAUGCACCACUUUUUAUUGUCUUCUGUCAGAGGACGCAGUUUUUAAACCAUCUUAAAGAAAUUGACCUGUCAAGCUCAGAACAGCGAUUCAUGCAUCGGCACACAAACACAAAUAGACCAAUUUAGUUCAUGCGGAGCAAUAAAAGCGAGUCUUUAGAAAGCAGCAAACUUCAAUCUACACGUCUGUGUCAGAAGUGUCCUUGGAUUGUGAACGCUCUUAUCACAGUUUGAUGACUCUGAAUGUUUGAAUCAGCCAUAAAAUCUUAUAUAACUGCAAUAAACACAAACAUUACUCCUCUUUUAAACUCAACUCCGUGAUUAAAGUCCACAUUCAGGGUGACUCAGCAAACUAGUAGUCAGCUAAAGGUCAACUCAGGUGGAUUUUUAGGUCAAAUAACAAUAUCUUCACCUUUUUUCCAAGUUUAACUCUCUGAAAAAGUCCCAAAAAGUUAAAGACUGACCACAUUUAGACAAAAGUAGAAAGUAAAGUUUAUAGAGAGUGUCAGUUUGAGGCUUAAUGGUAAGAUUCUUGUUUAAAAAUAUAGCUUUGCCGAGACUUUGUGACUUAAACUUUAUUCUUUUUUUCAUAAAAUAUUACUCUGUUUCUUUGCUGUUAUUCUUUGCUUAUAUCUGGCGUGUGUACACCACUAAAGUUGUCUUAGUUUAAUUUGAAAAAGUUCUUCAUACAUUUAAAGCUUCACCGCUUUACCUUUUAAUCAAAACAAGGGAAAGAUUUUAACUAAAAUCCUCUUUCAGCUGUUUCAAGAAUGAGUGUAAACUUUGAUCUGUAGUCUGAAAAAAAAGCUCUCUGCUCUGUCAUGUGGACAGGAUAUUUGUCAAAAAUGGAGGAGAACUUGUCUUGAAAAAAUACCCCUUUAGAGUUUGAGCUUAGCCCAAGAUUCCAAGUCUAAACAGCCUCAUGAUACCCAUAUCUACACUUAAAUAAUGAUGGUGUGACUGUCAUUUGUAUAUGUUUUAGAUUCUGUCCAAAUAAAGCUGCUUCAUCUUUCCCUGAAAAUAAACUUUGAUCAAAAAGUCUUUCAGAAAUAACAGAAAAACUGUGAUUUGCCUGAAAACAGCUCAAAAUUUGGGAGGAGCAUCUGCCGCCCUGCAAAAAUAUUUAUUCAAAGUAGGCACCAAAAGUCCACAAUAACGGCCAGUUUCAGGCUCUGAUGUUAAAAGAAGUGAUUUUAUAUAAAAAGUGAUAAUACUGGCUCGUAUGCAAACAAUAUGAGAAAGAAUUGGACCAAUUUUUAGAGAGUAUUUAUUAGACUUUAGUUUAAUCAUCAUUAUAGAGAGUAUGAGAUGAUGAUACUAAUGGUGUUAAUGUUGUUUGUCUAACAGGGGAAGUCGUACCCGUUCAAAGGCUCCUUCCCUCCCAUGUGGAACCCCUUUGUCCUGCUGGACUUCAACAAUCUGUUCAGGACGCUGGACGAGAUGGGCAAGGAGGUAAGGAAAGGAUGCAUCCUUACCGCUUGUUUCAACCGUCAUCAAGAUUUGUGCCCCAUCUGUUUAAAAAUGAAAUGUUUGUUGAUCUUGUUUCAGAUUCCCAGAGAGGCUCCGUGGAGAGCGCCGCACGCUGAGGAGUGGGACAAAAUGAGCAUGCUGCAGCUCCUGGACAAAAUCUGCUGGACCAGGUAACAGAGACUCGAGAGGGUUUGAUCGCUUUUCCUGUCUUUAGAGAGUGAGGCCAGGUUUGAUGGUCAUCGAGAGAAGUCAUGGAGGAAUCUUGUCUGAACAGUCAAAUAAAUCUGUGUAUCAUCUUCUUACAAACAGUCAGAGUCACCUGGUCUUCAAAUAAGUCUCUGAAUAAAGUCUUGACAUGAACAGAGUUUAAACCCUUCAUGUCUUCCCCUCUUUUUAGCACUGUCCGUCGCUUCGCCACCCUCUUUGUCAACGUGAACGUGACCUCUGAACCCCAGGAGGUAUCAGCUCUGUGGUUCCUCUGGUACGUCAAACAGUGUGGAGGAACCAUGAGGAUCUUCUCCACCACAAACGGAGGACAGGUAGGUCUGCAGAGUCGAUAUGAUGUCUUUCUUACUUUUUAAACUCCUGCUUCCCUUUUAGAGGCUUCAACCACAACCUCUAAAUGGUGUUGAGUGUCCCAGAAAUUAAACACUUGAAUCUGGAGAAGGCUAGAUCUAUUUCUAGUGCACAGUUUAUAAAUUUGUGUCUAUAUUAAGGCAUUAAACUCAGACUAAUGGAGGAUCAGAUGAAUGAAAAUCCCUCUAAGUGUCCCUAACUGAACUCGCAGCACAAACAGAAUACUUGAGUAUCGUGUUCCCGCUCCUCCUGAAAGUCUUUCUGCAGAAAAACAGUUCCCUGCAGAGCCGAAGAAGUGUUCUGAGCAGCACCAGUCAGAGGUCUCAGCCUCUUCAAUCAGUCCUAACACGUUUACCUUCAGUCAGCUCGCCAUCAUUACCAGCCUGACAAAAGCUGUUUUCCUGGAGGGCUUUCCAAAGCUGAGUGUUCCUGUUGCCAUGGCCGCAGAGGAAAGGGACUGUCUUUAAAUAAACAGACAUUCUGUCCAAUUGCUGGACCUUCCUGUUUAAGACAUGCUCUCCUGUUUUUGGAUAUAUGAGUACAGUUUGGAAAUGCACAUCCUGGCGUUGGUUUAUAUGAUCCUGUGCAGGUUAUAUCAGAAUACAAACUGGAGCUGGAGUUAGAGCUGCUCCUUUUGCAGCAGAAAGCUCCGACUUGGAUCUUUUGUGUCACUACAAAGUUCUUUUAUCCUCAGAGGAAAGUGGUCAUUACAUUACUGUGGCCUGACUUCAUUAAGAGGGGGACACAGGGGUCCAAGCUCUAGGUUACAGGCCCCACUUCAGCACCGUGGGAGUGGACAACCAGUUCUUUUGUUUUUUGCUGCAUUCAGCAAAAGGAAAUUGUUUGCGCACCACUGUGGUUGGUGAGAGUCUGGGGAACCCACUGGUGGAGUUUUCUGAUCAUCUGGUGCCGCUUCAUGGUGUUAAAGGGAAAUUACAGCGCAAAAUUAAGUUAGGGUCAAACACACCGUAACACUGAGUUAGACACCCCCUUGAGAGAUGAAUGUUGCAGACCACUUGCUUCUCAAGUUAUACCAACUUUAGUAACGACUAAACUAACCUAACUUCAUCAACAGUACAGAUAGAGUCCCAGCCACAGCACUAGCCACCAAACAUCUUUUUAACUUUGUCUAAUUUCUUUAGCAAAGAGACUAAACACAACUCACCUACUCUCUUCCAGCAGCCGCUUGUUUGUAGCGAGACCUCGGGGGAGUCCAAACUGACAGUGGGGUGACGCAGCUCAAGGAAGAACAUUUAUGAUCAUUUCUUUAUCAUUUCCUUGAAGUAAUAAUCACCAUAUUAAUCAUUCUGCACUGCAGACACGGUAGUUCUUCUGCCUUAGCGUCUCUGUCUGAUUGUAUCUCCAUGAAGAAAUGAUCAUAAAUGUUCUUCCUUGAGCUGCGUCACCCUGCUGUAGUCUGUAAUGGACUCAUCUGAGGUCUCUGUACAAACAAGCAGCUGCUGGAAGAGGGUAGGUGAGUUGUUGUUUAGUCUCUUUGCUAAAGAAAUUAGGCAAAGUUAAAAAGAUGUUUGAUGGCUAGUACUAUGGCUGGGACCCUAUAUGUACUGUAGGUGCUGUUCUGAGUAUUAUUUGUGGUUAUAGAGUGGUGCUUUGAUUGAGUGUGUGGCUCCUCAGACCGCUGUGUAUUGCUAUUGUGCAGUCAUUAAAGAAAAGCAGAGAAGCAAGUGGUCAGCAACAUUCAUCUCUCGACAGGGUGUCUAACUUGGUGUUACGGUGUGUUUGACCCUUAAUUAAUUUUACACCAGAAUAUCCCUCUAAUAGCAGAACUGAAGUUACUGAAGAGGCGUCAGGCGAUGCUAUUCUGUCCUUUUAUUUUUGUGCUGUACUUAAACUUGUUGUAUCAUAAAAGUUGAAAUAAACAAUGAAAUCAUAAAAACCCCAUCAUUGAUUCACAUCAAGGACAGCUGUGGGUUACUGUGAGUCCAAGGAUGGACUAAAUCAUGUAGACACAUGCAUUCCUCUUCCUGUGUUUCCCCUGAAAAACAAACUUAUCUUUAAUCAAAAGACAAACACAGUUAGUUUUAAGGCCAAGGCUGAUUUAGAUGUAGCCCCUGAUGUCUGUGGGCUGGCAGGCAAAUUUGUCCAAAUGCCACAGAGAGGCACUCACAGUGUGUUUCUGAUUGGGGAGACACCGACGCUAACCAUACGGAAAAGGUCACAGUGUAUUUCAUUUUCUGUAUCCAAGCUUUGCAGCUCUCUCUCUCUCUCUCUCUCUCUCUCUCUCUCUCUCUCUCUCUCUCUCUCCCUCUCUCUGGAGCAUUACAAACACAUUUCCUCCUCUAGUUUUAGAAGUUAAAUUUUUAGUAAAGCAAACAGAGGCCAGAUGGAGGAUCAACAGUAAAACCUGAAUAAAGCUGCAGAUUUUAUCAGACUGAGUCUGUGAUGUGGGUUUUUUAUGAGGCUACCAGAGUCAAACUCUGAGCUGGAUCAGGCUGCAUUGAAGCAAUUUUACCCAGAAUAAACUAAGCACACCUUGUAAAGUUAGCAUAAAAAAGCUUUAAUAAGUUACCCCCACCUUAGCUGCUCUGAUGGCUGACCCCUGACCUCUCUGUUCACCUGCAGGAAAGGAAGUUUGCAGGCGGCUCGGGUCAGAUCAGUGAGUGCAUGGCGAAGGAGCUGGGAGAGAGGGUGAAGCUGCAGUCUCCGGUCUACAGGAUCGACCAAAGCGGGGACAUGGUGGUGGUGGAGACACUCGACAAACAGACCUACAUGGUAAGAACAAGAAUGCUAAAAUCAUGCAAUACAUCAAAAUAAUAUGUCAUCUUGACUUUUGCGGAUGCUUAACUUGAAUAUUUUUCCUUUUUGCAACAUCAUACUUUUACUCCACCUUAUUACAGGAGUGUUCUGCACAUUGUGCAUUUUCCUUCUACAAGAUUUAUUCCAGCUAUUGACAAUUUUCCUCUGCAACAGCCUGUGAAUACCAAAUAAUAACCUUUCCUUUGUCUUGGAGUCUGUCCUGCAGCAUCAAAUGCAAAGAACAAACUUUGCAUGCAGUAUGCAUUUGAUAAAUACUCACCUCUUUAAAUUAGCUUUCAAAACUUUAUUGCUGCUUACAUGAAAUGCCAGUUUAAGUUUAGGUAAGUUUUGCCCAGGUAGGUCAAAAGAGCGGCUUAACUAAGUCAGGGAAAAUGAAAACAAGUCUCUUCCACCAAAAUAUCUCUUCUUUUUUCAUGGCUUCACUCUUACUUGUUAGUUUAACUCGUUCACACUUGUCUUUUUUGUGUUUUUCCAUUUGCACUCAUCAUACACAACCUCUGCAGCAUGAAUUGAUAGAACUCUUGCUUUGGGUUAUGUUGUUCUCUGCUGCCAUCUACUGGUUUCUCAGUGUGGUGCAGCUCACUCUCUUACCAGUGUUUUGUUUCCUCUCUGAUUUUUAACCUGUUUGUGUUUUAUUUUAGGCCAAGUACGUGAUCCUCGCCACACCCCCGGGUCUGAACCUAAAGAUCCACUUCAACCCUGAGCUGCCCCCGCUGAGGAACCAGCUGAUCCACCGCGUCCCCAUGGGCUCCGUCAUCAAGUGCAUGGUUUACUACAGAGAGAACUUCUGGAGGAAAAAAGGUAGAGAGGGGGAGAGAAUCUGGGAUGUUGUUCGAUCUGGAAAUAUUUGUCUGUUAUGAGCUUUAAUUGCUCACCCGUGUCCAGGUUACUGCGGCAGUAUGGUGAUCGAGGAGGAAGGAGCGCCGAUUGGCCUGACGCUGGAUGACACAAAGCCUGAUGGGAGCGUACCUGCCAUCAUGGGGUGAGUAGAAAAUAUGCAUGCAAAAUUCAAUGAUGCAAAAAAAGAGGGCCUUAUAUAAUUGAGUCUGCAAUGUUGAAAAAUUGUAAUAUUUCUGGAGUAUAAUAACAUGAUCGCAGAACCAAAAGUGCACAAAAUACCCUCAUGCUGUCAUGAAUCACCUGCAGUGUCUAACGCUGCUCCUCUCCCUCUCUUGCAGGUUCAUCCUGGCCCGUAAGUGCAGAAAGCUGUCAGGCCUAAGCAAAGAGGAGAGGUAAAGUGCACUCUGCAGAAAACACAGCAGAUUAAAUCUCUGUCUCUGCUGGAGCUCAGCGUUAACACACUCUACUGUCACCCUCAGGAAGAAGAGGAUCUGUGAGAUCUACUCCAGAGUCCUGGGCACAGACGAGGCUCUGCAUGUGAGUUAGAUUCAGACUAAAACACAGACACACAGAAGUGAGACAGAGAUAUUUACCUCUUCGUGUUUCCUCUUUGCUCUAUCAGCCGGUGCACUAUGAGGAGAAGAACUGGUGUGAGGAGGAGUACUCAGGAGGCUGCUACACGGCCUACUUCCCCCCAGGAAUCCUCACUCAGUACGGCAGGUAAGAUGCAGGACAAAUAUUCACUUUUAGAUGGUUUAGUUAGAAUCUAGAUGACUUCAAUUAUUUCCUAGACAACUAACCAAACAUUCAAAAAGAGGCCAUUUUAAAAUACACUAAAAGUUUUCUUUUGUCUGUCCUGUGUGCAGGGUUCUGAGGGAGCCGGUGGGGAGGUUGUACUUCGCGGGAACAGAGACGGCCACAGAGUGGAGCGGAUACAUGGAGGGAGCGGUGCAGGCUGGCGAGAGAGCAGCCAGAGAGGUCAGAGCACGGAAAAAUACCAGACCCAUGAACAAAACAAGAAGUCAAAACCCAUAAAGUGUUUGCUGUAUCAAGUUUUUACAGCAUUCUGUUCAGUCUUAUUUACUCCAAUCUUCCAGCUCCUCUCUCUGCUGAACCUUAGGGCCUUCGCUGCUGCUCUCCCUGCUUUGAAUUUUCUUGAAUGUUUAUAAAUUAGAGGUAGUGUAAGCUCCACCUGCAUAAGGUUUGGGUAUUUCAUUUGUAAGUGGAAAGCUCUACCACAGGGAUCUUUGCUGCUGCUCUGUCUGCUUCGGUAUUUUUUGUAUGCACAUAUAAUGUUAAGGAGGUGUGCUCUCCCUGCCUCAAGCUUUGGCAUUUGAGGAAAGCACGUGGAAGGGCAGGGGACUUUUAGAAUAGAGCGAUACCGGCAGAAGAAAUUUAUUGCAGGAUUAUAAUUAUAAGUAAUGAAGUUUGAAGAGUCAUGAAAAGCUUCUUGAGCAGUGACGUAACUUCUUGUUUGAAGAUUUUCUGGGGAGUUUGAAACAGCAAAUUUGUUUUAGAAAGACCCUGAAAUAACACUUAAAAACUAGAAUGUACAUCACCUAAAACUGGAUUAUUAAAAUGUUGAUGAGAAGGUGCUGAUUUACAGAUAAGUGUGUUUUGUUGCAGAUCAUGUGUGCGAUGAAUAAAAUCCCAGCAAAUCAGAUCUGGCAGAAGGAGCCGGAGUGUGCGGUGAGAGGAAAUUUUAUUUGUAUUUCAGAUUGAAAUCAAACUCAAAAGUCAAAUGACUGAAACGCUUUUUUCUCUCAUUACAGGAGAUCCCUGCACUUCCCUUCCACACCUCCUUCUGGGAGAGAAACCUGCCUUCUGUCGGGGGCCUCUUGAAGUUCAUCGGGGUCUCCACCUUCCUGUCUGCUGCUGCUGCAGCCGGCCUUCUCGCCUACAAGAAGGGGCUCCUCCCCAGGAGUUAAACCACUCCCCUCCUCACCUGUCCACUCACUCCUCUGCUCCUCCAGGAGGAACAUCUCUACAGACACUCUACCUGUGUACUUUUAGUGUGCAUACUCCAGAGUAGGGAGCUACGUGGAGUAUAAGGAUGUUUUAAUGAGAAACACCCUGCUGUAAGAAAGACUGUACAGCUCAACACAACACUAACAACCGCUCUGUUUAUAAAAAGAGAGAGAGAGAGAGAUUUACAAAGAAAGAGAGAUAAGAGAGAGAGAGAGAGAGAAUAAAGAGGUUCAGAGAUGUAAGGUUUGGAGGAGAGAAGAGGCUCGAGCUUCAGUUUUAAUCUGCAUUUAAUCUGAGAUUCAGAUUGUGAAACAAAUGAAGGAGAAAGAACAGAAUCGAUCUUAAAACAGAGAAAAUAUAUCAGAUAUAAAUCUAUAACUCUUAAUAUUGCAUACAUUGCCAAUGACAUUCAUGUUCUCGAUUCCAUGUGAGUUUAUUAACUCCUCGUGCUUUCUGUCUGUGUGUGUGAUCUUUGUUUGCGUGCAUGUGCACACGCUUCAGCGAGCAUGCAUUUGUGAGUUUGUGUUCAAAGUGUGUGUGUGUGUGUGUCUGAUGAGUGUGUGUGUGUGUGUGUGUGUGUGUGUGUGUGUGUGUGUGUGUGUGUGUGUGUGUGUGCAGUGAGUCUAAUUACCUCUGAUUUUAGGUGCUGAUUUGUUCUGGCUGUGCAGCUGCAGCAGUGUGAUGAAUCACGGUGAAACAUCAGAAAAAAACCGAGCUGUGUCAUUGCCCGUCACAAAACCACAAGAUCAGAAAACCACAGAGCAGAUUUCAUAUUUUAUUUAAGAGGACGAUCUUUAUUUUUCUCUUUCUGUCAACAAAUCUCACGCAAAAACAAACACCACCUUUUUUUUUUUUUUUUAUUGAGUCAUGCCCGUGCAGCUAAAGCUGGAUUCAGUUGUUCUUGACAAAAAAACGAAAAAUACAAAAUGUUCUCACAAACAAACCAAAAGUCAACCUUUGCAGAGCAUAAAAUAUUCCCUUAUUUCACUGGUUGUUUUAAACUGUUGGAGACGGGCAAAAAAAUGAAUGAAAAGACUGAGAUUUUUUGUAUUUUGUUGGAAAAAGAAGACUUGUGCACUAAAAAACAAAAAUUUUUAAAUUUUACACUCCCCUGAAAUGCAAAAAGAAGAGCGCCCCGAUUUUUCUGCAACAGCCCAAAAUCGUCUGCAGUUUGCUUUGUCAAAUGAAAUGCAAUUUCUUGACAUCAUCUGUGCGAAUUUGGUUUUUAUGCACUUUUAAAUGUCCUGCAUCUGCUCAAGUGACUCUUUACAUAUAUCCAUUUUCAGUUUCCCUGAUGGGCUGGAGUCAAACCCAACUCCCAUUGGCUGAGAGGUGAUGUACAGGUUGUUAGCCACUUUUUUAAUACAGCCCCUUACUUUACAUCAGGUUGUAUAAUCUGAUUAAAUCCUAGGAAAAAGGCUCAUCUGUAUCUGAUCUAAAUUCUCAUCAGAAUUGGAGCUCUUUCUCUUUUUUCCCUCCUUUCCUUCUUCCCUGUAUAAUUAUGAAUCUGGACUCAUACCGCCUCGGGAAAUCCUCAAAUCUCUCACUCAAGUGGAAACAUUUUCAACUUGUGUGGACGCAUCAAGUCAACUCAGUUUUAUUUAUAAAUCCAUGAAUCAUAAAUUCGCCUCAAGGGGGCAACGUAUUCACUUCAUAGCGGUAGUUUGUUUUAAAUUUAUCCCUCAAUGCUGACCUCGUGCCAGAUAUUACUCACUGGAGCUCCGGAGCUUCAGCUGGAAAUAGUCUCCAAUUGAAUUUACUUUUUACUCUUAAGCUGUUUCAGGUUUUCAAAAUCAUCAGAUAUUUGUCAGCUGUUUUUACAGAAUAAAUCACAGAUGUUUACCUGGGAUUUGUUGACACUAAGAAACAAAUUUAAAAGCUUUUAUUUCCACAGAUAAAAUGCGUUUUAAGAGGUGAAUCAGUGUGAUUAUGCUGCUCUGUUUGUCUGUUUGUUUUUAAUGUAACAGAAGCAUUUGAAUGUAUUCUCCUCACACCGGAUAACACAAACUCUUUGUUGCUUUAUCACGAUCAGAGGUGUGAGAGAUAUCAAUUUAUUAUUUUAGGUGCAUUUUUAUUGAAAGCCAUUUUUAACUAAAGCCCAAAUGCUCCUGCUUUGAAUGCCUGUAUGUAGCAAGAUUACAAAACACUAUUUUUAAUCUUUGGGUUUAAUUAGCAUUUAUAUCACACCACUUUUGUUUCCUCCUAAUUAGUCCCUGUAGUCAGUGGGUUAAAGCUCCUGCGAGGAAAAUUUGGUUUGUGCUGGUUUUGGUGCCCCCUGUGGGUAAAGGUUUCCUCUUGUCUCUUUGCUAAUUUCUUCAUGGAUAACGUGAACAAAGUCCAUUCCUACAGCAUGCUCUAAAUCACUUUAUCUGACACUGAUCCACUGACACUGUUUACAGGCAAUAAAUAAAAAUAAAAAGACACUAUCGAUCUUUUUCUUGAUGGUCUAGUUUGUUUUUGUAGCUUAAGAAGAGGCAACAUCAACAUUUAGGUAAUUUUAAAUGGGACCCCUGGUCGAAGUAAGGUUAAAUUUGGUGGUAUAGAUCAAUUCUGAGAGCUCUUUUAACCUCCAAUUAGUUAUGCAAAAUGCCAAAAUCUGAGGCAGGGAGAGCAGCAGCAAAGACUGCAUAAAGUAGAGCUCCCUGGUUUUCCCUCAUACAUGCAUUAAAUGCCAAAGCCUUAGACAGGGAGUACUCCUCUCCUAUAAAACAUUUAUAUUCAAGAGCAGCAGAGGCAGGCAGAGAAACAGCAAAGACCUACCCACUGCACAAUGCGACGUCGAAAUGACAUCUAUUUAACGUAUUUUUUCGACAACGAGGUAGAAAUGUGGACGUCAUUUCAACGUUUAAAAGAGGUCCAAUAAAGACGUCUAAAGCUUGGAUAUAUUUAUCACAUUGUGCCGACGUCUAGAUUUGGUCUUCAGAUGACGUCCAAAUUUUAAACGUCAGAGCGAUGUCUAAAAAGGGUCCAAUUUGGACGUAGAAAUGUCUAACCUAUAAUGCACGUCGCACUGACAUCUAGAUGUGGUCUUUGAUGGACCGACCCAAUACUGACUUGUCCUGUACGUCUCUUCGACGUCCAAUGUUUGGUGGGUACCUAAGGUAGAGCUCACUGGUUUCCCAUAUGCAUACAUGAAAAAGCCAAUGUCUAAGGAGAGUACAGUUUUCCUUUCCAGGCAUCUCCAAACUCUUCCACAAAGGGCCGGUGUGGCUGCAGGUUUUUCUUCCAACCAAGCAUCAGCAGCAGCAGAAACACACCAGACUUGAUUCAUUUCAUCAGCUGAUCUUGGUCUUCAGACAGCUGGUUGGUCAGACUGCGUGCUCUUGACUGGUUGGAAGAAAAAUCCGCAGCCACAUCAGCCCUUUGUGAAAUAGUUUGGAGAGUUUAAUUGAUUGACAUGAGGGACAUGCAGGGAGAGCAGCAGCAAAGAUCCCAGAUCCAACAGAACAGAUCAGACAUGAUUGCCAAACCUUAUCAAUAUCCAAUGACAGAGGAGGACUUGGCAGACUAAAGCAGUUUAAAUAAAAGUCUAAUUUUGAUGCUGAUGAACUGUGGGCGGAGCUUGAUUUUAUUGCCUGCCUGAACUAACACUAUUCUCAGUUGUGUUAAAGAACUAACUAUAAAGACCUCACAGGAGCUUUUAAACACGCACCUUGUUUUAUUUUAUUUUAGCACUGAAUUGUAACAAAAAUUAUUUCUUGAAUCACAUUAAAAUAGUGAUAAAUACUUGGAAAAUGGUUAUUAAGUCUAUCUUGUACAAUGAAAACAAAGCUGAGUAUGUGCGGUAAAGGCUUAGUCAGAUUGCAAACACUUCAACAGCAUCUUCAAUGAGCUAAAAUGACCAAUGAUGUGUGUCUAGAGUGGAAAUAAAGGUCUCAAUGUAGACAUGAAGAGGACCAAUCAUUACAUGUUUGAACCUAAGAGAGUUCCUCUGUCUGUGUGUCUGUUUUUAGAGGGCGUCAUCAUAGUGUGUGUGCUCACUGAGGGGAAUCACACUAUUAACCUCCCAAAGAUCUGUAUGUGUGUGUAUGCAUGUAAGUAAGUGAGUGUGUGGUGAUCUGUUGUGCCUUAAUGGAAGUCAUAGUGUAUUUGUCAUUUCUCUUAAAGUGCCUGUGUGACUCUCUGACACUCACUGUCACCCAUCACCUCACCCCUGAACCCUUUCCCACCCUGCCUGCACCAGACGUCAGAGGUCAAACUGACCGGCUGAUUGGUAGCAUCUCUAAUAAUGAUGUUCAGGGUCCAGAAAUAAGUAAAUACCAGAGCAGUGGUUUACUGGGACUUCAACACAACAGGCUGUUAAAAGGUUUUUGAUUUACUGACAGAUAUAAUAAAAGAGAAGUAGAGAAAUCGUCACUUUUCAGAAGCUGGAACCAACAAAUCUCGACUGAAACAAUCAAGCAGUUCUUUAAAAAGUCGGCAUUUUACCAGUCAAGUGACCAUUUCAGCUUUGUACCUAAUGUUUAUCUCAGCCUGUUUCUGGGCUAAUAUCAUUAAAAACCUGCUUUCAGUCCUCGGUGUGAACUUGAAUAAGGUGCAGGCAGGUGUAUAACUGCAGUAUCAGCUGUGACUGAGCUCAGACUGUUAGAUUGAUCAAUCUGCUUCUCUCCGGUGUCUCUGUGUCUGUUUUGUGUUGUGAUUGUAGUGUUCCUCUAUCUGUCCUCCUGUUUUGUGUGUUUCCCUCUCUUUCCGUUGGACAAAGAUGUCGCUCACAUUUCAACCUGUUUUUCUAACUCCAGUGAACAAAGAAAGCCAGCACACUCUUUCCGUCCUACUUUACUACAGGUUUACACAAUCAGCAGGAAUAAUGUACCAUCAUUAAUUCAAAACGCACAGUUUUCUGGAGACUAAAGACUGCUCUUCUUCUUCUUCUUGUCUUUUUGUGCACUCAAACCCACCAACGUCGCUGUGACUGAUUCUUUAAUGUCUUUGAUUCUUUAAACAAAGCUGGUGAUAUUUAAAGAAAAAAAUGUGAAAUAAAUCUUUUACUCGUCUUAAA
Messenger RNA from Xyrichtys novacula (pearly razorfish), 39797 nucleotides. The record is from the annotation of a GenBank genome assembly. Lineage: Eukaryota; Metazoa; Chordata; Actinopteri; Labriformes; Labridae.